Alnus glutinosa is the source of this 1219-nucleotide messenger RNA. Its product is annotated as reticulon-like protein B1. NCBI's taxonomy places the organism in Eukaryota, Viridiplantae, Streptophyta, Magnoliopsida, Fagales, Betulaceae. The coding region runs from base 173 to 958 and encodes 261 amino acids. The record is from RefSeq and is a predicted model, not a curated record. The transcript has 5 exons.
UCGGAUCCACACUGUACGACGGUCCAGAUUUAAUCAAUCGCAAAGCUGUCUUGGCCACUAUAUAAAGCCCGCACCGAGAGAGUGAAGAGUUUCUUGCAGCUUCGAGACGUUUCGAAACGACAGCGUUAGGGGAUUUUGGAUCGCCGGCUAGAGUUUUGGUGAGAGAAAAGCUAUGGCGGAGGAGCAUAAGCACGAUGAGCCGAAGGCGGAGCAUUUGGUGGAGGAGAAGGUAACGGAGAAGAUCCACAGCCACGGUGAUGCGUCGUCUUCGUCGUCGUCGUCCGAUUCGGAGGACGAGAAGAAGAGCCGCGCUUCUCCUUCGUCGAUGGAGUCGAAGGUGUACAGGCUCUUUGGGAGAGAAAAGCCUGUGCACAAGGUUUUAGGUGGUGGCAAACCUGCCGAUGUUUUCUUGUGGAGGAACAAGAAGAUAUCAGGAGGAGUGCUUGUUGGCGCAACUGCUCUAUGGGUUCUGUUUGAAUUGUUUGAAUACCACUUGCUUACUCUGGUUUGCCACAUCUUGAUUCUGGUUCUUGCGGUUCUGUUUUUGUGGUCCAAUGCAUCCACCUUCAUCAAUAAGAGGCCACCACGUAUUCCGGAAUUUCAUAUCCCCGAAGAACCAGUUCUACAGAUUGCUGCUGCACUGAGGGCAGAGAUCAAUUGUGCUUUUUCUGUUUUGCGUGAUAUUGCAUCGGGAAGAGAAUUGAAGAAGUUCCUAUCUGUGAUUGCUGGCUUGUGGAUUUUGUCUGUUGUGGGGAAAUGGUGCAACUUCUUGACCUUGUUCUACAUAGCAUUUGUUUUGCUAAACACAUUGCCGGUGCUCUAUGAGAAGUAUGAGCGUCAGGUGGACUCAUUUGCUGAGAAGGCCCAUGGUGAGAUCAAGAAGCAGUACGUAGUUUUCGAUGGAAAGGUUCUGAGCAAGAUUCCUAUGGGGCCAUUGAAGGAUAGGAAGAAGGAUUAGAGUGGCAGACUUCAUGGCCAUUUUCAAUUAGCUGACAGUGUGUUGUCAAAGGUGGUGUGAAUAUCCAUGAAUGAUUGUCUAGAACCCUGUUUUCUUUUUGUUGUUCUAGGAUCUUCGGGUUCACAACGUGGAUUGAUAUGGGUUUUUUUUUUUGGUACUUGUUUUUGCUACAUAUAUAUGGCUCAUUUUUAAAUGGGUCUUGUUUGCUGUCGGUUACUUGGUUAUAUGAUACUUUUAUAUAUUGCAUACUAAUUAGUGCCA